CUACGACUACGACGACGAGCUCACCAUCGUCCUCAACGUUCGCAACGUUUUGCUCGCCGUUAUUUACAUUUCACUCGCUGUUUUCGACCACGAGCUUUCUUGCUUGGUCCGCAUUAACUCCAGUGUUGAUCUGAUUCCAUUCCACGCGUCGUGGGAGAUUAACCGAACGCGAUGGAGGCAACAUCGCCUGCCGAUGUCAACUCAAGGUCACGCUCCCCAACUCCUGCUCUACCUGUUCAGCCCGACCAUUUCUUUGGUUCAGAGGGUGCACACCUACCACCAUCUCCCAAUUCAGACGGGAGAACAUGGCUCGAGCCUGAAGAUGACCCCCUAGCCCAUAGAGGCAUACCAGUGUUUAAACCGACCAUGCAAGAAUUUCAAGACUUUGAGGGAUACAUGAAUAAAAUAGAACGUUGGGGAUUGAGAAGCGGUAUCGUGAAGGUAAUACCUCCUAAAGAGUGGGUGGACGCGCUUCCUGCAACUGGAAGUCAAUUGGGAGAUGUCAAGAUCAGAACCCCAAUCGAGCAGCAUAUGCUCGGCCGCGGUGGUCUAUUCCGACAGGAGAAUGUCGAGAAACGUAAAGUCAUGAGCGUCAGAGAGUGGGCAGAGCUCUGCGAGAAGGAAGAGUUCUGCGCUCCCGGCGUUGAAGACAUCGGCCUUCAUGGCAGAAACGCGGCUGUGAAGACGAGGUCGAGGCGCACCAAGACGAGGGCUGCAAGCAUCAAGGUCGAGUCUGUUGAGCCGGAGGACUCGCCUGCUCCGGCCAAGGAAGAAGAGGAGGAUGAUAAUGAUGGAAGACCUGGUAUUUCCGCCCCAUUGUCCCCCCCGACGAGUGUUGGACUUCCCCAAACUCCAGUUUCCACAACAGCUGACGACUCAGUUCACCACCCUGAUCCUUCGUGCAGUGAUCAACUACCAGGAGACGUGGAGAUGGCCGCGCAAGAUGAUACCGAUGCAUCUGAAAAGAAGCCUGUCGCGAGGAAACGUGGAGCUCAAAGUCGGGAGGUCAGGGAAGCAGAACGUGCAGCCAAGGACGCAGCCUUUCUCAAAACUUUCGAGCCGCACAAAGACUGGCUCCCUCCAUGCACCAAUGCUGAUGAUUACAGUGUGGAGUUUUGUCAGAAACUCGAACGACAGUUUUGGCGGAACUGUGGCCUUGGGAAACCAGCUUGGUAUGGAGCGGACACUCAAGGCUCGAUUUUUACGGACGAGACUACCGCUUGGAACGUUGCACAUCUCCCGUCAUUCCUGUCGCGGAUACUCCCUUCGUCAUCCAAAGGCCUGCCAGGCGUCAACACACCUUAUCUAUACUUCGGGAUGUGGCGUGCUACGUUUGCAUGGCAUGUCGAAGACAUGGACCUCUUCAGCAUCAAUUACAUUCAUUUCGGGGCUCCCAAAUUCUGGUAUGCGAUGCCACAAGGACGGGCCGCAGCUUUAGAAUCAACCAUGAAAGGCUACUUCCCGAAGGAUAUCUCGCAAUGCCCUCAGUUCUUGCGGCACAAGUCCUUCCUAGCAUCACCUACCCUCCUAGCGCAGUCUUCAUGUCGCCCCAAUUUUUUGGUUCAGCGUGCGCAAGAGUUCGUGAUCACCUAUCCUCGUGGAUAUCAUGCCGGCUUCAACCUUGGUUUCAACUGCGCCGAAAGUGUCAAUUUUGCGCUAGAGAGCUGGGUAGAGCUCGGGCGCAAGGCCAAGGCAUGCCAGUGUAUAUCUGACAGUGUACGGAUUGAUGUUGAUCAGCUACUGUACGAUAGGGAAGCCGAGCGCUGGAACCCUCCGGUGCCUGAGCCCGCAAAACGACAGCCUUCAUCGAAGCGCAAAGCUCUUGAAGGUCCGGAACCUCAACCAAAGCGCAAGCGCCCCAAAGCCAAAGAAGCAUCGACGUCUACGCCGGUCGCCGGUCCAUCAGCGUCAAGGGUCACCCUUAAGCUUGGCCCCAGGCCGGUGGAGGACAUUUUCCCCUGCUGUUUGUGUAUAUCAACGAGCAGAGAUGGCUUGUUCCCUGUACAGGAUCCACCUGUUGGUCGGCGGGAGCUUCCUGAAAGCUUAUCGAGUCUUUCAAGCGAGGCUUGGAUGGCACAUGAAGAGUGUGCUAAAGUCGUACCUGAGACUUGGGUGGACGAGGUUGAGACGGAGAUGUCCAUGGAGAAAAGGGUGUUUGGUGUGGAUGCAAUCGUGAGAGAUCGGUGGAAUUUGAAAUGUGCUGCUUGUUCAAAGGCACGACAAAAGGCUCAUGGUGCACCUAUCCAGUGCACUAAAGGCAAGUGUGCGAAAUCCUUUCAUGUCGGCUGCGCAAGAGAUGGGGGGACCAGCGGCAUUGUUUUCUCGAUACUGCGCGAGGUUGAGAAGGAGGUGAUCCUAGUAUACCCCCAACCAACCCCACUACCUCUUCCACAUCACACUCCUCCGACUUCUGACGGAACCACCGCAUUUUUGGAUCCAGCUUUGUCUCAGUCUGAGACGCAACCACAUGAGAUACUGCCUUCUCCCGUUGAGGUAGAGCCACAGGUACUGAAGUCAAUCAAGAAGUAUGACGUACAUGUUCUAUGUCUGCAGCAUAAUCCAGCUGUCGCCGCCGCAAAGAGGGCUUCGAAACAGGACCGUAUUAAAAGCGAGCUCGUUGGUCUCCCACCUAUGUCGCGUAUCAAGAUUCGUGUGAGCUCUGGUGUCUUCGAGGUCUCCUUGGUGCGCAUUGUAGAGGAGACCGGGUCUGUCGAGGUUCUUUGGGACCGCGGUAUUAAGCGGGAAUUCAAGUGGGGAAGCGUCAUCUUCGGUCAGACCGAAGGUCAAACUGUGGUGCAGAAGCCCUCGGAACCAGCUCCUGAGGUUCCUCAUCCUUCGAUGCAGGUAACAGCUUAUCCGUCGACAACGGCGGCGGCGGCGUCCGCGGUCCCAACACAGCCGACUAACGCUACGAAUCACUAUGCCCCUUAUUAUGCCCCGCAGUCUCAUCAGCAGUAUUACCCCGCGAAUGCAUAUGGCUCAGGAGCUUGGUCCUACCAUACUAGAUAUGAAAUCCCAACACAGCAACCGAUGGCGCAGAUUCCCCAUGGAUACGCCGCAUAUUACUCGCAUCCUGCAUAUGGCCAGCCCGUCAGCAAUAACAACAACGCACACCAUGGCCAGGCUCCGAAUGAUGCCCAGCUGCAAUGGCAGCAGCCAUACGCUGGAGGGGCGCACGAGAAUGUAGAAGUUUCGGGCUCAUGAAACUGGUUAGAAAACAGAAGUUAUACUUAUUCUUUCAUUCAGAGCUGGGGCGAUUCCCUUCGGGUACAUUAUUAAUGAGUUUGUUGAUAUGCUGUGUUUAUUCUUUGCAAUGGACUGCGACGUCGGUUUUUUCCCCUCCCGUGGAGCGCCGACGAAUGCCAGGAAACCGCACCAAAGUCGUGGCUCUUUGACUCUAUCCUGACGCACGCACGCACCGGG
Suillus clintonianus is the source of this 3423-nucleotide messenger RNA. Its product is annotated as JmjC domain, hydroxylase-domain-containing protein. Gene Ontology annotation, biological process: chromatin remodeling. Gene Ontology annotation, molecular function: histone H3K9 demethylase activity; histone H3K36 demethylase activity. Gene Ontology annotation, cellular component: nucleus. The transcript is spliced from 8 exons. Bases 172 to 3204 code for a protein of 1010 amino acids. NCBI's taxonomy places the organism in Eukaryota, Fungi, Basidiomycota, Agaricomycetes, Boletales, Suillaceae. The record is from RefSeq and is a predicted model, not a curated record.